CACGGACGCUUCCUGGACUCCCAGCGUGACGUAUCUUUAGUGCCCGGUGUGUUAGCUUCUAAGCUAGUUAGCAAGCAAAGACGUACACUGGAGGCGGUAAACGUUAGCUAGCUAGUUAGUAACUAACAUUUUCUACACUGGUGACUGUUGCCAUCAGUCAUGGAUGACGAAAGCCACCCCAAAACCCUGUAUGUGGGAAACCUCUCAAGGGAUGUCACAGAAAUUUUGAUUCUGCAACUCUUCACUCAGAUAGGCCCCUGCAAAAGCUGUAAGAUGAUUACAGAGCAUACAAGCAAUGACCCCUAUUGCUUUGUGGAGUUCUUUGAACACAGAGAUGCUGCUGCAGCACUUGCAGCCAUGAAUGGGAGGAAGAUACUAGGAAAGGAGGUCAAAGUAAAUUGGGCCACGACACCAAGUAGCCAGAAGAAAGACACAUCCAAUCACUUCCAUGUUUUUGUGGGUGAUUUGAGCCCUGAGAUUACCACUGAGGAUGUCAAAGCUGCCUUUGCACCUUUUGGAAAAAUCUCGGAUGCUCGUGUUGUGAAGGACAUGACGACAGGCAAGUCAAAGGGGUAUGGAUUUGUGUCCUUCUACAACAAACUGGAUGCAGAGAAUGCCAUCCUCAACAUGGGGGGGCAGUGGCUCGGAGGACGUCAGAUCAGGACCAACUGGGCAACUCGCAAACCGCCUGCUCCGAAAAGUUCUCAGGACAAUGGUUCAAAGCAGCUCCGAUUUGAUGACGUGGUGACCCAGUCCAGUCCUCAGAACUGUACCGUGUACUGUGGAGGGAUCCAGUCAGGACUAACAGAACAUCUGAUGCGACAGACCUUCUCACCAUUCGGACAAAUAAUGGAAAUCAGAGUUUUUCCAGAGAAAGGAUACUCUUUCAUCAGGUUUUCUUCUCAUGACAGUGCUGCUCAUGCCAUCGUUUCAGUAAACGGCACAGUCAUUGAAGGUCACAUAGUGAAGUGUUUCUGGGGCAAAGAGACUCCUGACAUGGCCAAAAAUCCACAACAGGUGGAUUUUGGGCAGUGGGGGCAGUGGAGCCAGGUCUAUGGGAAUCCGCAGCAGCAACAACAACAACAGCAGCAGCAGCAGUAUGGACAGUACGUGACCAAUGGUUGGCAGGUUCCCUCCUACAGCAUGUACAGCCAGACGUGGAACCAGCAGGGAUUUGGAGUAGAGCAGUCCCAGUCACCAGCCUGGAUGGGAGGCUUCGGAUCUCCACAAACCCAGGCCGCCGCCCAGCCCGGCCCCGUCAUGUCCAACCUGGCAAACUUCAGCAUGGCGGGCUACCAAACGCAGUGAGCCGGUGCCAGGCGAAGUCGAUUACAAGGGGAUUUUGUCAGCUUUUUUAGUCUACACAGCAUCUUUCAUCUGGACAGCUGCUGACGCGGGUAAAGGAAGGGCAGAGGGCCGUAUUCACAAAGACUUUGUUGAUAAUAGUUGAUCUUCAAUGAGUUUAACACAACGUUUUUAAACAGAAACUUCCAUUUCACUCAGAACUUUUUAAAAUGUUAUUUAAUGAUAAAUACUUGUGUCAUGGAAAAGUGCUCUUGGGCUUCUGAAGUUUAGCCAACCAGUUAUCUUUGACGAAGUAGACGUUAAAGGAUUCUUCAGCCAUUUAAUGUUUUUCAUUGAAAUGUUUGGUUCUGCAGAGACUUUACUCAGUGUGUGAUGACUCUUAAGACUUAUCGGCCAUUAAUGCAUCUUAUCCCAUCACACUCUGAGUAAAUGAAUAUGGAGUUAUUAUAAUAUUUUGAAACUAAGUAAAACUGAGCAACAAUAAUUGAAUCAUUUAAGACAAAGGCACACUAUCUGGAGCAUGGAGACCAGGAGUCAAAUCCUCAAAUCUUAAACUAUAACAAUAUCUGCCUCCGUCUGCCAGUAUGUUUAUAUGAAUAUUUUCAUUGAAGAAGUGUUUGUUACAGAUGCGUUUAGUUACUUGUCUGCAGCAUGUUUCUGUCAUUUUAUACAACAGAAGACAAACCCUCCUCUUCCAUCUUCUUUUAUGGAUUAUCUUUGUACUGUCGACCUGUUUUUAAAAUGACGCGUAGUGAACAUGCGUCAGUCGUUUUCAUAAAACAUCAAGCAGAUUCUGAGAGAACUAAGAAGAGUCCUUAAAAAGACAAAAAGUGAAUUAUGUGCAUUUUCACAAACUGGUUUGAGGUCAAUAAACUAGUUUGUGUAAUGUUGUCAGAAGGUGGCGCUAUAGGCUACGUUACACACAGAGUAGAAGUGGAGCGUUCUGUUGCCGUUUCCAUCUAAAAUGCUUUUCAUGAAUUUGCUCUCAUCAUUUCGCACUAAUCUGAUGACGUGACCAGCCAUUUUUAGUUUCAUAUUGGACACUUAUAAAGAUGCAGAGGAUCAGUCAUGUGACUUAAAUGGUCAUUCCAUAUCCUAUUAAUAGGUAAAAGUUCAUCUGUUUAGCACCUCUCAGAGUGAUUUACAGGAGAAAAUCAUUAUAACAGAAGAUUACAGGCAGUAGAUAUAAGAUUUGCAGCUGCAGGAAUCAACAUCAAGGAGGAAAAAUAUUUCUCUGUCUCAAAAAACACUAAAUAUAAAUAUAGACAAACCUGACAUUAUUUCACGAUGUUGUGGAAAAGCAGAAAAAAAAUGUACUCUUCCAAACUUUUAGCACAAUAAUUAUGUCUGAGGAAAACUGACUACUCAUUGGUUCUUAUUACUGUCAGUCACAUGUGUAGCCCGCCUACCUGUCUGAAAACACCUGUGAUUGGACAAGGUCUUCAUCAGAAAAAGAGCAAGGAUUCUCGUUUCCUCUCAGAUGACGUAGAUUAUGGAGUUUUCACUCAAAGGUGCUGAAAAUCGGAAGUACAUUAUCGCACCGCUUUUACUCUUCUUCGAAACAGACAAACAACCUCAAGCGAGCGUCAACGUUUUUUAUGAAAUUGUGGAAGUUACUUUUGAUUUUUGCUCUGCUAUAAACAUUUCCAUAAAAUACACCUAUGGAAACACACUUCCUGUGAAUCGACCCGAACCCUCCAGCUGUUUUUACAAAUCCACCGAAAAGCGCUUUGUGAAUAGAGGCCCUGGGACAGUAGAUCACUUUUCCACUUCACACUUAUAAAAUCCUGUUAUUUGUCUACAUAACUGUGGCUUUAAUGGAGAGACGACCUAGAGGCGGAGCUCCGGUGACGUUUGUACAAAUACUCUUCACCUUCACAGACUCUUCGUGCUUUUGCAUCGGGGUGUUCGGAUCAGCAUGCUGUUAGCAGGCUUUUGAUGAACUUCAGUUUACACCUUCGACAUAGAUUAGACUAAUUUAUAACCCUGCUACCGGACAUGCUCACUGUAUAAAGAAAAUAUUGUUUAAAAAAAAAACAAAGAAACAGCUUAACCCCCACACUUUGUAAAGGUGACUCUUGAUGCUGAUUCUGGGGCUGGUUUCCUAGACGAAUAUAAAAUCUACAAGACUUCCUUCUUUUAUUUGUCUUUUAUUGUAUGAUUAUUUUAUUCUUAUGGAGGCAACAGAGAAUUUUUGGAUUUAAUUCAGCAAGAAAAACCAGCCCCUAACUUUAAAACAAACUCUUGGGAAAAGAGAAGAUGUUAAGACAUUUUGUUUUGUGUUAAUUAUACUAAAUGCUGUAGAUUUCCUAGUAGAUAAAAUCAAAGCAGGGGUCUUUUUCCCCCCUUGGUGCACUCUGAAUUUUUUCAGUAUUUUACUAAAUCCCAGGCCGAUUAUUUAAAAAAAACAAAACAAAACACACACACUUUUGACAAGAGGAUCUCUCAAAGACGUCCUGCCGUUUGGGUUUCAUUUGCUUUGGUGCCAUUUUGUACAGUGUUUUACACUUUCUGUUUGCUCCACUCUCCUUUUCCUGCCAACACACUUGAUGAGUUUUGGUUGUUUUUUUAAAAGCUGACAUUAAUUAAACAGGGUCAUGUUGGCUAAUGGUGUAAAUACUGACCUGGAUUUCCAGCAUUAGAGAAUAUGUACAUACUGUAGGUAGAACGAAAGACAUGCCAUUGUAAAACUUCAGCAAUAUAAUUUAUAAAUAAGCCUUAAUUGAAGAGUUGGUAAAUCCAAAUUUGUUUUAUUGUUUUAAAUUGAGGUUUCUUUUCAUUUGUUUUUUUGCUUUUUUUUUUUUUUUAAUUUGUGCCAUUUUUCAGGAAGCUGACGACGGUCAUGCUUGGAUUUAUUUCCUAAAGCCAUAAGUUUAGAGCUGCAACCAUUAUUUCAUUUAAUAGAUAAGAUCUUAGUUAAAUUAAUUAACAAGAUCGAGUCAUUUCUAGUAAAGUCUGGUUAUUUAUUUUUUGUUAUUUGUAAAUUUGUGCUUAGUUUAAUCUUUUUCUGUUUAAAUUUGUCUCAUUUUUGUUAAUUUUCCUUUUAUUUUAUUAGGUUUUUGUCAAUUUUGCUUUUAUUUUCAGCUUUUUCGUUCAUUGAGUUUUUCGUUCCUUUUUUUUAUUUAGAGCGAAUUUAAUUUUUUAUGUGUUGAAUUUUCGUGGAUUUCGUUCAUUUAGAUUUAAUAUUGUGAAUCCAGUGUGUAUCGGUUGCAUCCUCUACUCUUACAAAAUGAAUCCUAAGCGCGUCUGUCGUCCUUGUCUUCCAUAGAAACAACAGGAGGCCGGUCAUGUUUUAGCUUGAACUGCACGCUCAUGACAUGUAAUAUAUUUGUUGGUUAAAAUAUUGAAUGUAAUGGAAAUUUGCUUUUCUGACAGUAGUACAUAUGAGUUGGAGGAAAGAGGUGAUGUAAGAAGGAAAUCCAUUUUCCAAAACGAAGGAAAAGUCGGUGUCACUUCAAAUAAAUAAACAUUUGAACCUG
Molecule: messenger RNA, 4784 nt
Organism: Sphaeramia orbicularis (orbiculate cardinalfish)
Lineage: Eukaryota; Metazoa; Chordata; Actinopteri; Kurtiformes; Apogonidae
Gene: tial1
Product: TIA1 cytotoxic granule-associated RNA binding protein-like 1
Exons: 12
Coding region: 160-1308 (382 amino acids)
Molecular function (GO): RNA binding; DNA binding
Source: RefSeq, a predicted model, not a curated record